AUGCAUCAAAGGGUUACAGAGUUGAACCUAGCAGGAUAUCAGUUACAUGGAUCUUUAUCUCCCUAUCUUGGUAAUCUCACUUUUCUGAUAAAUCUCAACCUUCAAAACAAUAGUUUUUCUGGAGAAAUUCCACAGGAGUUCGGUCAGUUGCUACAACUGCAACAACUUUAUCUCCUUAAUAACUCGUUUACAGGAGAAAUUCCUAUAAACUUGACGUAUUGCUCCAAUCUCAUAGACUUGAUUUUGGGAGGGAACAAAUUGACAGGGAAAAUACUAAUUGAAAUUGGCUCUUUGAAAAACCUUCAUUCAUUCGCCCUUUUCGGUAACAAUUUAAAUGGAGGGAUCCCUUCAUCCUUCAGGAAUCUUUCAUCCUUCAGGAAUCUUUCAUCCUUAAUGCGUUUUACGUGUGCUUCUAACAAAUUAGGAGGAGAUAUUCCACAAGAAAUAUGUCGCCUCAAAAACUUGACAUUUUUAUCUUUUGGCGAGAACAAUUUGUCUGGUACAAUCCCUGUUUCGAUUGCAAAUGCUUCUGUCAUACAAUUACUAGACAUAGGAACAAACAAAUUGGUUGGACAAGUUCCAAGUCUAGGGAAUUUACAACAUCUUGGCUUGCUAAAUUUGGAAGAAAACAAUUUAGGUGACAAUUCCACAAUGGAUUUAGAGUUUUUAAAAUAUUUGACAAAUUGCAGCAAACAACAUGCGCUUUCCAUAGCUGUUAAUAAUUUUGGAGGUCAUUUGCCAAAUUCCAUAGGAAAUUUCUCCACUAAACUUGAAAAACUAUACCUUGAGAGUAAUCAGAUAUCUGGAAAAAUUCCAGUAGAAUUAGGACGUCUAGUCGGCUUAACUGUUUUGUCCAUGCCACUUAACCAAUUUGAUGGAAUUGUUCCAUCUACUUUUAGGAACAUCCAAAAUAUACAAAUUUUGGAUCUAAGCAAAAACAAGUUGUCAGGAUAUAUACCACCCUUCAUAGGCAAUCUCAGUCAAUUGUUUACAUUGGCUUUAACUGGUAAUAUGUUUCACGGAAAUAUUCCUCCUAGCAUAGGAAACUGUCAAAAGUUACAAUAUCUCGAUCUUUCUGAUAACAAGCUUAGCGGAACCAUACCUGUAGAGAAUCAUCUAUCUGGUGAUAUUCCUAAAACAAUUGGUGAAUGCACAACCUUAGAAUACCUUCAAUUGCAAGGGAACUCCUUCAGCGGAACAAUACCAUCCUCUAUGGCUUCUCUCAAAGGUCUUCAAAGUUUAGACCUUUCAAGAAAUCAAUUGUCUGGAUCAAUUCCUGAUGUUAUGCAAAAUAUAUCUGUUUAA
Messenger RNA from Medicago truncatula (barrel medic), 1305 nucleotides. Its product is annotated as probable LRR receptor-like serine/threonine-protein kinase At3g47570. The record is from RefSeq and is a predicted model, not a curated record. Lineage: Eukaryota; Viridiplantae; Streptophyta; Magnoliopsida; Fabales; Fabaceae. Gene Ontology annotation, molecular function: protein binding. Bases 1 to 1305 code for a protein of 434 amino acids. The transcript has 3 exons.